CAGAGAGUAAACCAUUUACAAGGAUGUUGGUUUUUGAAUAUGCAUCAGAUGGGACGUUGUAUGAGCACCUCCAUUAUGGAGAAGGAUGCCAAUUAUCUUGGACACGGCGAAUGAAAAUUAUCAUAGGCAUUGCUCAGGGACUCAAAUACCUUCACACAGAACUUGACCCACCUUUUACUAUAUCCGAGUUGAAUUCUAGUGCUGUUUAUCUUACAGAAGAUUUUUCUCCCAAGGUAUCUCAAAGCCUUGAAUAUUGCAGUGUGUUUAACAUUUUACUCUUAUUUAUGCAUUUAAAAAGAAUGUCCUGGUCAUGCUGAGAUUGAGAAGAUUGG
Camellia sinensis is the source of this 332-nucleotide messenger RNA. The record is from RefSeq and is a predicted model, not a curated record. Lineage: Eukaryota; Viridiplantae; Streptophyta; Magnoliopsida; Ericales; Theaceae.